Molecule: messenger RNA, 2017 nt
Organism: Sphaerodactylus townsendi
Lineage: Eukaryota; Metazoa; Chordata; Lepidosauria; Squamata; Sphaerodactylidae
Gene: MOGAT2
Product: monoacylglycerol O-acyltransferase 2
Exons: 6
Coding region: 54-1061 (335 amino acids)
Biological process (GO): triglyceride biosynthetic process; diacylglycerol biosynthetic process
Cellular component (GO): endoplasmic reticulum membrane
Molecular function (GO): 2-acylglycerol O-acyltransferase activity; diacylglycerol O-acyltransferase activity
Source: RefSeq, a predicted model, not a curated record
UCCCAGCAGCUUUCUCCCUUGCCUUUGAAGCCGCAGGUAACCUUCCUCGCAAGAUGAAGAUUGAAUUUGCUCCGCGCUCCGUCCCUCUUCACAGGAGACUCCAGACGGCUUCAGUCCUGCAAUGGGUCUUCAGUUUCUUGGGCCUAGCCCAGUGUUGCAUUGUGCUCUUCAUCGUCCUCCUUUUCACCCGCUUCUGGCUGGUCAGCGCGCUGUAUGCUGUGUGGUGGGCCUUGGAUUGGGACACACCGCUCAAAGGUGGAAGGAGAAUCCACCUGAUUAGGAACUCCGUGGUCUGGAGAUACAUGCGGGACUAUUUCCCCAUCACGCUGGUGAAGACAGCAGAGUUGGACCCUGAGAAGAACUAUGUCUUCGGCUUCCAUCCUCACGGGGUCCUGGUGGCCGGAGCCUUCAUCAACUUCAGCACAGAGGCCUCAGGGUUUUCCAAGCUCUUUCCGGGGAUGACUCCCCAUAUGAUGAUGCUGAGCCUCUGGUUCAAAGCCCCCUUCUUCCGGGACUACCUGAUGAGUGGAGGUUUCAUCCCAUCCGACAAGGAAGCAGGAGCCUAUGUUCUAAAGAAGCCAGGAGGAGGGAACGUCCUCAUCAUUGCUGUGGGCGGAGCUCAGGAAGCCCUGGAUGCCCGGCCUGGAGCCUUCACACUGCUGUUGGCCAACCGAAAGGGCUUUGUACGCCUGGCUCUCGAACACGGAGCACCACUUGUCCCGGUGUUUUCCUUUGGUGAGAAUGAAUUGUUUGAUCAAGUGGAGAACCCCAAGGGUUCGUGGCUGAGAUGGACCCAAGAACUACUGCAGAAGUUCAUGAAAGUCUCCCUCCCGCUCUUCCAUGCUAGAGGAGUUUUCCAGUACAGCUUUGGUCUGCUUCCGUAUCGACGGCCGAUCUACACCGUGGUUGGAAAACCCAUCCAUGUUGAAAAGAACAAGAAUCCCAGCCAAGAUGAGGUGGACGAGCUACACGGGACAUACAUGGAAGAGCUGUCCAAACUCUUCGAAGAGCACAAAUCGACAUACCACGUUCCGGAAGACAAGCACCUUUCUUUCAUAUGAAAGGAGCCCCGAAAGCUAUACUUCAUCUAUUGUUUACAUUGGGUUGGAUCCAAAGAGCCAUGAAUGGAAGGAAAAUAGACAAUCAUGUUUGCACUGGAGGUUUCACAAGAGGUAUACGUGCCGUUCUGUAACAUGCAUAUCCUGUAGCAGUUCUGAGAUUUCCACUUGAUGUUGGACAGGUAGAUGAACCCCUUUGGAUCAAGAAUCCUUUGUUUUCUUGCAUAGUGUUCUCAUGUUAGAAAGGUGAAGAGAGACCUAUAUUCAGCAUGAAUUAGAAAUGAUAGAUAGACAGACACACACACACAGAUAGACUGAUAGAUAGAUGAAUAGAUUGAUGGAUUCGUAGAUAGUGCCGGGUUUAAGUAGAAGAUGGAUUCUUCACAUGGAAGAGUAUCUCUUUGGAUCCAACCCAAUGGGUUUUGACUUCCAUCUACACAUUCACACACACACACACACACACAUAUAUACACUCAGAAGUGUCUCACAUUUGGGGAGAGAACACAAAUUGUUACUAUGCAUAUAGAAAGAUGUACUGGGAAGGGCCCGCCUGAAUUUUCCUUUUGUAUUUGUGCCGCAGGGUUGAAAACCAGAAAUGUAACAAGAAAUUCAAUGUAACAAGAAAUUCAAAUUCAAAGACACUUUGUUAGAUGAUUAGGAAACAGCAGGCUGGACUAGAGUCUAAACCCGUGGUGGCGAACCUUUGGCACUCCAGAUGUUAUGGACUACAAUUCCCAUCAGCCCCUACCAGCAAAUACGUAACAUUAUCAAAUCCCUCUUUGAUUUCACUGUGAUUAGCUGAACAAAAAUGUUCUCAGAAUCAGAUCAUUAUCUCCAUUUUGAACAUUUUCAUCCCAAAAUGAUAAAUGUAUGGCUGUAGUGUGUAUGAGGAAACAAUAUGUUGAUCAGUAGACCUAUGCUAAUAUUUGUUAUUUUUUAAUAAAGGUGUUGCAAAAAUA